Messenger RNA from Thyridium curvatum, 315 nucleotides. RefSeq lists its product as uncharacterized. The record is from RefSeq and is a predicted model, not a curated record. The transcript is spliced from 4 exons. Lineage: Eukaryota; Fungi; Ascomycota; Sordariomycetes; Thyridiales; Thyridiaceae. Gene Ontology annotation, cellular component: mitochondrial matrix. Gene Ontology annotation, molecular function: ATP binding; protein-folding chaperone binding; protein folding chaperone. Bases 1 to 315 code for a protein of 104 amino acids.
AUGGCCACCUCGCUCAAGUCCAUCCGCUCCCUCGUCCCCCUCCUGGACCGCGUCCUGGUCCAGCGCGUCAAGGCCGAGGCCAAGACCGCCAGCGGCAUUUUCCUGCCCGAGUCGAGCGUCAAGGAGCUCAACGAGGCCAAGGUCCUCGCCGUCGGCCCCGGCGGCCUGGACAAGGACGGCAAGAGGACCCCCAUGGGCGUCGCUACCGGCGACCGCGUCCUGAUCCCUCAAUAUGGCGGUUCCCCCGUCAAGGUCGGCGAGGACGAGUACCACCUCUUCCGUGACAGCGAGAUUCUGGCCAAGAUCAACGAGUAA